Molecule: messenger RNA, 1361 nt
Organism: Branchiostoma belcheri (Belcher's lancelet)
Lineage: Eukaryota; Metazoa; Chordata; Leptocardii; Amphioxiformes; Branchiostomatidae
Product: neuronal acetylcholine receptor subunit alpha-9-like
Exons: 7
Coding region: 1-1068 (355 amino acids)
Biological process (GO): regulation of membrane potential; monoatomic ion transmembrane transport; synaptic transmission, cholinergic
Cellular component (GO): neuron projection; acetylcholine-gated channel complex; synapse
Molecular function (GO): acetylcholine binding; acetylcholine receptor activity; extracellular ligand-gated monoatomic ion channel activity
Source: RefSeq, a predicted model, not a curated record
AUGAUCACCUGUGUGCGGAUGAUAAUCGAAGGCGACGAAACCAGUGACAUCCCGAACACCAACGCCAUCAUUACGUCAUCCGGUGACGUCACGUGGCUGUAUCCGGUCACCAUGGUCAGCUCCUGUAAGAUGAACGUUUAUAAGUUCCCGUAUGAUGAACAGAUCUGCAAACUGCAGUUCGGCUCCUGGACCUACGACGGCUUCAAGGUCAACAUCACCAACCGGAAUGCCAAAGGUGACAGCAGUAAUUUCAUUCUGAACGAGCAGUGGGACUUGUUGGACCUGGCUGCGGUGAGGAACGAGCUGAUCUAUCCCUGCUGUCCCGAACCUUAUCCUGAUGUCACUUUCCACAUAUCCAUGCGCAGGAAGUCGCUGUAUUACGUGUUCUACGUGAUCGCCCCGUGCGCCAUGAUGGCUGUGAUGGGCCUGCUGGUGUUCUGCAUGCCGUCAGACUGCGGGGAGAAACUGUCGGUCGGCAUCACCAUGCUGCUGGCGCUGGUCGUGUUCGCGCAGAUCAUCGCCGAGAGUCUGCCGGCAACCUCACGAUACAUCCCGCUUAUUGGUCAGUUCUUCGGCUGUAGUGUGUGCAUCGUCGCCAUCUCAUCAGCCAUCACAGUCCUGGUGCUGAACCUGCACUUCCGCGGACCCAAGCCCACCCCUGUGCCGAAAUGGCUCAGGAAAAUCGUCCAAAAAGUGAGAAUCGUCUUCCCAUGCUUCCCACCAAACACACGCGUCCGAGCGCUCCAGGCAGAACAACAACAGAACAACCUUCGCAAGGGCUGCGGUGUCAUCACCGACCGUCCUAAGACUUCGUUCGGCUUCGUGGAAGUCAAUCUCGACCGUAACGACAACAGGAGCUGCGACCUUUCCCGAGCCUACUCGAUGAUGCAACGGAAACUCGAGGAGCAGGCGGCCAUGUUGAAACUGUUGGUGGACAAGAUGGUGGAGAAGCAGCGGGAGGAACUGGUGAGAGACGAGUGGCAGAAUACCGCUGUCCUCAUCGACAAGCUGCUGCUCGGCGUCUUCCUAUUGGUCCUCGUCCUCGGCUCCAUCAUAGUGUAUGCAUGACGUUUACAAUCACGUGAUGAUAGCCUUGCCAAUGACAGCACAAAAUACGACGACGGGUGUUCUUGGCCAAACUCGAAGUUCAUUGGACAAGUAACUAAUUGGGUUGAAUUUGACGAAUGUACAUUGGGUGAUUUGAGAUUCGAAAUUGUUUGAACUCUUUUCCCUUGCAUUGUAUUGACGUCUAGAGACAGAUCAGUAAUUUGGUAGUAAUGCAUUUAUAGAGAGAUUUAUCUUUUUAUCCGUAUAUAAAUAAUAGCAUCAGGUUUAUGAAUGAUAUUCGAUGUCAAAGUUCU